Messenger RNA from Paramuricea clavata, 342 nucleotides. NCBI's taxonomy places the organism in Eukaryota, Metazoa, Cnidaria, Anthozoa, Malacalcyonacea, Plexauridae. The record is from the annotation of a GenBank genome assembly.
ACGGAGACGAACGAGAUACUCAAAAGCGUAUAUGUUGACGACCUGAUCGGUGGAGGAACAACAACGGCUGAAGCACAGAAUUUGGAGGAAGCAGCAACAAUCGUAUUCCAGGAAGCAAAGUUCCAGCUGCACAAGUGGCAUUCCAAUGAAGCUUCACUCGAAACGGAGAACGAGCCGUCAGAGCCAAUAGGAGAGGAGCAGAACUAUGCAAAAUCACAACUCGGAGUGAAAGCAGGAGAGACGAAGCUGCUUGGUUUACCGUGGAACAAAGUCGAUGAUAAGAUUGCGGUUCAGUUUCAAAAGAGCGAAGUUACAACACCAACAAAUCGUGAAGUGUUUUAA